Artibeus jamaicensis (Jamaican fruit-eating bat) is the source of this 6294-nucleotide messenger RNA. It is a transcript of the gene BEND7, whose product is annotated as BEN domain containing 7. The record is from RefSeq and is a predicted model, not a curated record. Gene Ontology annotation, molecular function: DNA binding. The transcript is spliced from 9 exons. The coding region runs from base 35 to 1876 and encodes 613 amino acids. NCBI's taxonomy places the organism in Eukaryota, Metazoa, Chordata, Mammalia, Chiroptera, Phyllostomidae.
GGUUAGUGGGUGGCGGCGGCCCGGGCCCCCGGGGAUGGCCGCGGCUGCGCUCCGCCAGCAGGUGGCCCCGGGGUCCCGGCGGCGGCACCGCCUCCUCCCUGCGCCCCUCCUCCCGCGGGGGCGGUCAGCGCCCCGACCUGGCUCGCACCCCGUCGCUGCCGCCGCCGCCUUCAACCCGCCCCCUGCCCGACCGCCGCGUCCCCAGGGCCGCGCUCGCCGCCGCCACUGCCGCGUCCCGAGCUGCGCCCAGGCCGGCCAGCGGCGACAUCCCGGGGCGCCCGCCGCUCCGGCCCGCUCUUCCCACCCCCAACUCGCUCCCCAACGGAAAGUUCGGCUCCGGCCGGGUUUUCCCAGAAGCCGGGAAGGAGCCAGGGUCGGGGGGCUUGUGGAGGGGACCCGGGGGGCGGCCGGGAGGGGGCAACUUCUCCCGGGAAAGCGCCUCCUGCCGAGCUCGGCGCGCCGCAGCCCCCGAGAGGGUUCGAGGUGGUUCUUCCCUUCCCUUGGCCUCCCCCCUGCGGAUUCCACAGACGGACCUUGGUCCCGGCGCUCCCGCUGCUGGGUGACAAGAGCACAAGCCGCCGCAGCCACCGCCUCGGCUGCCCCCGGCCGCAGCCCUGCCUACAGCACCAUGGAGUUCUCCGAGAGGAAAAGGAGCAGGAAAUCCCAGAGCUUCAAACUGGUGAGCGGAGAUUAUCACCAUGAGCUAUAUAAGCUGUCAGAAUUCAGCAAUGAUGUCAAUGGGGAGGCCAAAGAGACACACCCCAUUUUUUUAGGAGGUGAAAGCAUGGAAAUUAAAAAACAAAUCACAGGAAUGAGAAGGUUACUGAAUGAUAGCACUGGGAGGAUCUAUCAGCGUGUUGGCAAGGAAGGCGAAAAGUUAAAAGAAGAACCCCAGGAUUUGGACUCCGUCUGGCCCCAGCGUUUGAACUCUGCUGAGGCCCCACAGACCCUCCACCCUUCUUCUCGGGGUGCCUGGAAUGAGCUCCCAGCCCAGAGCGGGCAGUUCUCAGGGCAGUCUGGCCCCCGCGCUAGAACCUUCCAGAGUCAGUCCCACACUGCUGGGAGCUCCAACGGAGAACUUCCAGUGUUGAAUUCGUCAGCUGGAUCAAACUGCUGUACCUGUAACUGCCAGUCGACAUUGCAGGCCAUUCUCCAAGAACUCAAGACCAUGCGGAAAUUAAUGCAAAUUCAAGCAGUUGGAACCCAAAACAGACAACAACCCCCGAUUUCCCUUAUAUGCUCCCAGCGAACUGCUGUUUCACGCAAGAGAAAUAAAAAGAAAAAAGUGCCCCCUAAGACUGUUGAACCUCUUACUGUGAAACAGAAGCCCAGUGUGUUAGAGACUGAGAAGAAGACAGCUGUGGCCUUGGAGCAGCCCGCCCUCCAGGCGGCUGAGCACACCUCCGCCUCGGAGAACCACGUCCUGGGAUUUGGCAUUGUUCUGGAAUCGCCUUCCUCAGAUCCAGAAGUGCAACUUGCUGAAGGCUUUGAUGUGUUUAUGCCUAAAUCUCAGCUGGACUCUAUAUUGUCAAACUACACUCGCUCAGGAAGCCUUCUGUUUAGAAAACUGGUGUGUGCAUUUUUUGAUGACAAGACUUUGGCUAACUCCUUACCCAAUGGGAAGAGGAAAAGAGGACUGAAUGACAACCGGAAAGGACUAGACCAAAAUAUUGUGGGUGCAAUAAAAGUCUUCACAGAAAAGUACUGUACUGCUAAUCAUGUGGAUAAACUUCCUGGCCCGAGAGACUGGGUACAGAUUCUACAGGAUCAAAUUAAACUGGCCAGAAGAAGGUUAAAAAGAGGCUCAGCAGAGGCAGCUGACGGUGACGAAAGACUGGACGGCAUCUCUCUGCCUCCAACAGGUAAAAAAGCCUGAGGCCCAGAAACGCUACAUGACUUUCUCAAGGUCUCACAGCUGGUUGGUGGCCUGCCCAGAGGCCCGGCCUCUCGCCUGCCUGUCAUUACACCGAGUAGCUUUCUUACACCUAAGCCAAAGCCAGCUUUUCUCUGCAUGUUUCUUAAAGAUCCCAAGAGCUGAUGAUGUACUAAUCCCUUUAGGAUUCCAUCUCAUUGUCUCACAGUCUCCAUGACUGGAAUGCCCAUCGUACGAACCCCUGAAGUCCACUGAACUCAUGGAAUUCUUUCUCGAAUGUUGCCCAAGGCCGUGAGGUCGUAAUGAAGACAGGAGUAGAAUAGCCCUGCAGGUUUCUUCACUAGACUUCUGAUAGAUAUUUGACACAAAUGACUAAACAGCGUGCUAAUACCAUUUAUCAGUUAGAAAAGGGGAAAAGAUUUCCAGGUUGGUGCCCCAAAUUUGCAAUAAUGAAAUGAAAUCUUGAUUAGACUAGCCGGUCUCUUGAUUGUUGCCCAAUCAGGUGGCUCCUCUGGACUCUAGGCUACUACUGACCCCUCCCUCCUUGCGUGCACCCCAGGAGGACUAGAAGGGGAACCUCACCUUUCUUGUACAAGAAGCUUCAUCCUGGGAUUUGAGACUCACUGGCCAGACUUUCUUUGUACAUUUAUCUGAGCUGGCAACAGUUGGUCCUCUCUAAAGAUUUAACAAUGCCUUGAUCAACUUCAGGUCAUUUUUCCCUUCCAAAUUCAUGUGUAUUUAGGAGGGUGGGGGAGAGGAGUGACUCCGUAGUGUUUCUAUGAACCAGAAUCAGACAGGUCAGGGCUACAGUCUGGCAGUCAAAUGACAUUUGUCUGAAUCCAUUACAUUUAAGCAAACUUUUGCAUCUAGUCUUAACAAAAACGGAUGCACAUUUUACAGUGGAAAAACAUUUUCCUCGUUUCUUUGUCCUCAACCCUGUUGGUGAGCAUUUUUGAGCAACUCCCAGGAGCUAGCACCGUGCUAGGUUCUGGUGAACAAAUGCCCGCCCUGAGAGAGCCCGGACUGGUGAGAGAGGCAGAGGCCAAGACACCCUGCAGCCAGGUGUGGGCAGAGUGCCCUGGUAAUGACAAAAACAUCCAGGGUCUGGGAACAGCUUGUGGUGAGGGGAAAGGAAAAUCAUAACAGUGCUUUCUAAAACUUAAAAAGGAGGCUUCUGAAUUUGAAAUAGAGGAGUACGGAGCUCACCUGGGCUUAGCAAUCUUUGUUGUAAAUUGGCAUUCUUUUACAUAUGCUUUAAAAAUUAAUAAAGAGCCCUGGCUUGUGUGUCUCAGUGGAUUGAAUGCCAGACUGAGCCAAAGGGUCACUGGUUCAAUUCCCAGUCCUGGCACAUGCCUGGGUUGUGGGCCAGGUCCCCAGUAGGGGGCGCUCAGGAGGCAACCACAAGAGAAACAUUGAUGUUUCUCUCUCCCUUCGCCUCUCUAAAAACAAAUAAAUAAAAUCUCUUUAAAAAACUGAUAAAAGUGUAAGGAAGAAAACAUAAAUUAAUUUUACCACCCAGAGACAAUCAUUAUUGGGUUUCAUUUUCCCAGACUUUUCUCCAUACUUGAUUUAUCCAAUGGAGAUCAAAUACAUAAAAUUUUGUUUCCCUGAGUUGUUUUUCUUUCACCUAACAAGCAUUUUCCAUUUUUAUUACAAAUCUUCAUACACAUUAUUUUAAUAGCUGCAUGAUAUUCUACCUUACAGGUAAAUCAUAUUUAGCCAUUUUCUAUUCCUGGACCACAAUAACACUCUAUUAGUAACACACAUUCGAGGGCUCUUUUGCAAAAAUAAUCAUUACAGAUUUCUAAUGGCUAAAAUUGUUCACUUAGCACAACAAAAGCCUUGGCUAAAAAUUCAUGAUUUAAACAUGACACAGACACCUCACCCACAUCAUACUUCACGUAUCCAAGCUACCUCUAGCCACACUGUAGGAAAGUGUGCAACUCUCCUUUGGGGAACAUCCCCCUUCAUUUCGUGUCUAUGUUGUAGGUAAUAUAUUUGACACCAGGAAAGAAAACAUGGAAGACACAGAGCCAGAUUUCACUGCCUAGACUUUCAUUUAGUGCCGGUGUUCAUUAGCAUAUGCACCUCCUCCCUUAGAAUUUCCUUAAAGCUCCACAUCAGCAUUUCAGUUUGCUGCAAAGUGUGAGUGUCCUGUGAAGUUUAGCUGUCCUGUUUGAAUGGUUUCCACCUACUGUCUUUGACCAUCUGUAAGAAGCCAGCCUCCAGUUUGGUAUAAGAUUUUUAAAAAUCAUUCUUACAGUUGAUUCAUCACCCUUGAAGUCCAGUGUCUGAUCCAGUUAGUUCAUUGUCCAUUAAAAAAAAGCAGCUCUCUUCCUUGUUUUUUUUUUUUUUUUUCAGAACUUCAAUGUGAAUAUAUGGAGUUUUAAAGCAUAUUUAUUUUAACAUAAAUUGCUUAGUUGCUAUGUAAAGGAGAAUGGCACUUUCCAGUCCUGAGGGAGUAAUUGUUAAGGCCAAAAUUAAUUAGAUCUUCAUCAGCUUAAAAGAUGAAAAAGAGGCCCUGGAUGGGUAGCUCAAUUGAUUGGAGUAUCAUGAUCUUCCAAGGUUGCAGGUUCAGUGCCUGGUUGGGGCACAAACAAGAAUCAACCAAUGAAUUCAUAAAUAAGUGGGACAACAAAUUGAUGGUUUUCUCUCUCUCAAAAAUCAAUCAAAUUUUUUUAAAGAUGUUUUGGGAGACAGGAUAUCCAUGCUCUAUUUAGAUGAAAUCAUUUGUGACAUCGGUUUCCCUAAAAUAACCAUUUGUAACUGAGUAAGUGCAAAUGACAUAUGAAUUCUUGGGAAGGAAAAACCUUCCGUGUAGAUUGUGUCAGCACGGUGACAAAAUAACUCACUGAAAGGCAAGGCACUCAAAGUAAGUGGUUAUCUACAUGAUAACCUAACAACUAUUUUGACAGAUGGUUUUAGCUGCGUGAGUGGUUCAGUGUUUUGGUGUUGUAUGAAAACCAGACACAAAUAUAUUUAAUUAAUGCUAUAUAUUUUAUCUGGUCCCUAGUACACAUACAUUCCACUAUAGAAAACCAACAAAUGAAAAUCUGGAUUCAUUUAAAGAGAUAUUAUGCCAUGUGGAUAUUUUACAGAAACAUUUAUGUCUGAAUUCCUUUCUCUAAUAAGAUGGUGACUUUAAAAUCCUAUUUAGAAACAUUGCACUUACACCUCAUUUAUUGCAUAAAGCAAAUUACCUUGAAUCUUUGACACUUGACCCAAAGGCCAAAAUUUGUCUUGAAACAAAGGUGAACCAGAAACACCAGACCCCAGGGGGAAAAACUGUUGUGCUUCUGUUUAAUGCAUGUCCCUAGCACUGACCAAGUCAGAGAGUGUUAGAGCUCAGAAUUGUGUCCCUUAGUCCCACCCCCUCGUUUUGCAAGUGAGGCAGCUGAGGAGUAACCACCAGGGCCAGUAACCGUCAGCGGCCUGGCCAGGCCCAGCACCUAAAUGCUGUACUCCCCUGUCCAAGGUACUUGUGCCACAGAACACUGAACGGCUAAGCCUGAGGGAGGAAGGGAGCUCUGGGAUGAAUCAGUUUUCCACUGAAGACCAGCUCAUCAACCAACAGUGACAGGAAGCUGGUGCUAGGUUUGGCCUGUGGAAUCUACCCAACUGCUAGACAGCUACAUCUCAUAUAUGUGUGUCUUUUAUUUGUCUUCUUUUUGAAGCUCCCAGGAGGUUUGGAAUGGUUGUUUGCAUCACUCCUUAGUUGGCCAUUUACAUUGGAGGCCAGCUAGUGAUCCCUCCCCUGAAACCAGUCCCCCUGCUCAGCGAGUGUCUGGUGAGAUACUAUGAACCAGGGUUUUUGUUUUCCUGCAACACACGUUAAAACUUGUCUUCUGCCUCUCAGAAGAAAACAUGUCUCAAGGGAAUUGAAAAGAUUAAUUAGUGACCUUUCAACUCUGUUACAAUAAGAUGAAUAUGUUGCUAAUAAAGGUAGAAAAUUUCACCUUCCCACUGUGACGUCUGUUAACUAUAAAGCACGAGUGUUCGAAGCACAUCCCUCCAAGCCGGGCAACAGCGUGGCACUCCCACCGCUGCAGGAGGGGUGGGCGCUGUCCGACUCGCAGGGGUGUGCAAUGGAUCCCCACAUUGGAAAUACAUGCCGUAAAGCUGCAAGAGUGAAGUGAUACUUUGUAAAUUAGAACUGUAUUUGUGCUUACUUACUGUGACUACUGUUCAGACUUUAUUCAGAAAUCCUUUCUAUAGGCUUUCUUAGCAAAAACAAAUUAUUCUGUAUCUAUGAAUAAUGUCUCAAUCUUCUGUAUGUUUUAUUAAUAUGUAAAUAUUUAGAUUUUUUAAAAAUUACUAUGUUCUUUUAAAAAAACUCAACACAAGACUAGUUGUGAAAAUGGUGUAUGACAUUGUGUUGUGAUAUCAGUCCCCAAGAUGCUCUCUGUGUCCGUUCUGGAAGA